This is a messenger RNA of Lachnellula hyalina, 2229 nucleotides long. RefSeq names its product Eukaryotic translation initiation factor 3 subunit B (gene prt1). NCBI's taxonomy places the organism in Eukaryota, Fungi, Ascomycota, Leotiomycetes, Helotiales, Lachnaceae. The transcript is spliced from 3 exons. The record is from RefSeq and is a predicted model, not a curated record. Gene Ontology annotation, molecular function: RNA binding; translation initiation factor binding; translation initiation factor activity. Gene Ontology annotation, cellular component: eukaryotic translation initiation factor 3 complex. The coding region runs from base 1 to 2229 and encodes 742 amino acids. Gene Ontology annotation, biological process: translational initiation.
AUGGCGCCGAGUUUCGACCAUUUACCAGACCCAGAGGAGGAUGACUACGAUGAGGAUGAGGAACUGGACUUCUCCGACCUGCGCGAGCGAUACGAAGUCCAGCUUGAGCAAGGACUGGAUACUUUCGUGGUCAUCGACGGCUUGCCAGAAGUCACCGAGGAGACGAGACCGAAGUUGAUCAAGUUUCUGCUACGAAAGUUGAACGGUGUUGGCAAGGUCCGGGAGGAUUCAGUACACAUGCCAUUGGGCGAGGAUGGCAAAUCACACAGGUUUGCCUUCGUUGAAUACGCCACCCCUCUUGAAGCUGCCCUCGCAUGCAAGACACUCGAUGGCGUCUCCCUGGACAAGAAGCACAAGAUGGAGGUCAACAAGUUGACAGAUAUCGAGCGUUAUGGCCGAGAAGGACGCAUCGACGAGCAUUACACACCCCCAAAACUCGAAGAGUUCACCGAAAAGGAACACCUGAGGUCAUGGCUUGCAGAUCCCAGCGGCCGUGGUCGAGACCAAUUCGCUAUGUACAAGGACAACAACGUCUUAAUAGACUGGAACAACGAGAAGGACACCCCUGAAACAAUCGUCGAGCGUCCAAAUUGGACCGAGUCGUUUAUUCAAUGGUCACCACAAGGCACUUUUCUUACUUCCGUUCACGCUCAAGGUGUUCAACUCUGGGGCGGGCCAUCUUGGCUUCGACAAAAGCGAUUUGCGCAUCCUUUCGUCAACCUAGUCGAUUUCUCGCCUGGGGAGAAAUACCUCACCACCUGGUCCCAUCGUCCAAUCUCUAUUGGCGAAGAGGGCCACCCACAGCUGGCUGCUGAAGACGAUGGUAAGCACUUUGUCAUCUGGGAUAUUGAAACAGGCAAACCCCUCCGCUCUUUCCCGAACGCUGAAGUCCCAAGUGCUGGUAAUGACGAGGCUGGUAACCCCAUCAAAAGGAAGAUGCAGUGGCCAGCUUUCAAGUGGUCAGCCGAUGACAAGUAUGUUGCUCGGUUGACUCAAGGUCAAUCAAUCUCUGUCUACGAUCUACCUACCAUGUUACUUGUAGACAAAAAGGUCAUCAAGAUUGAGGGUGUUAUGGAGUUCGAAUGGGCUCCAGCAACCCCCCGGAGAGAUGGUGUAAAGACUUAUGAGCAACUGUUCUGUUACUGGACUCCUGAAAUUGGUAGCAAUCCUGCAAAGGUCGGCUUGAUGAGCAUCCCUUCAAAGGAAGUCGUCAGAACCUUGAACCUCUUCAGUGUCACUGAUGCUCGACUUCACUGGCAAUCAGAUGCAUCGUACCUGUGUGUCAAGGUCGAUCGUCACUCGAAAUCGAAGAAAUCGCUGGCCACCAGUCUCGAGAUCUUCCGUGUCAAGGAGAAGGGUGUACCCGUCGAAGUGGUUGAAGGUAUUAAAGACACUGUCGUCAAUUUUGCGUGGGAGCCAAAGGGUGACCGUUUCGUCAUCAUCACUACGGCUGAGGUUGCUGCGCCAUCUGCUGUUCCCCCAAAGACAUCAGUUGCAUUCUACUGCCCCGAGAAAGUUAAGGGUGCUGGUGUAGGCAACUUCAAGCACAUCAGAACUUACGAUAAAAAGAACAGCAAUGCCAUCUACUGGUCACCCAAAGGCCGAUUCGUUGUUGUAGCCACCGUUUCUUCUCAGCAAAGCUUCGAGUUGGAGUUUUAUGACAUGGACUUUGAGGGCGAGAAGCCAGAAAGCGACAAGGACUUGACUGCCAACUUGCAACUCAUGAACACUGCUGAGCAUUACGGUGUUACCGACAUUGAGUGGGACCCUACCGGACGAUUCGUCGCUACCUCAAGUAGUGUGUGGAAAGUUCCCAUGGAAAACGGUUUCCACAUGUACGACUUCAAGGGUGAACAACUGCGCGAAGAGCCCGUCGAGAAGAUUAAGCAAUUCCUCUGGCGCCCACGUCCACCAACUAUGCUCACCAAGGAAGAGCAAAAGCUAGUCCGCAAGAACCUCCGCGAAUACAGCAAAGUCUUCGAGCAAGAAGAUGCCGACCGCGGCGCUUCCGCUGAUCUCGCUGUCGUUGAGCACAGGAGACGCUUGCUGGAGGAGUGGAUGGCGUGGAGACAUUCUGUUGAGCAAGAUCUCGAGGAUGAGCGUGAAGCCUUGGGCUUGCCGGCGGAUCCUGUUGAGCACCUGAUCAAGAAGACUGAUGAGAGCGAAGACCAGGUUAUUGAGGAGAUUGUGGAGGAGAUUGUUGAGGAGACCGAGGAGAUUGUGGGAUAA